AUGGCUCAAGCGCGGAUGUGGCAUGGAGGGGUCCGUAUUUUGCCAAUGCAGAACGGACGCGCAUCAAAAGAGCCACAUGAAAUCAAGUGCCCGGGCGGUGAGAACUUUCAGGGAAGAACUGGCCAGGCAUGUGACGUGCCGAUGCUCACAUGUACUGCUGAACUGAAAGGAAGAAAGAACAUCCUAAUGUCGCUCGGAUUUGGUCUAGUUUGGACGGUGGAUCGUCAAAAAUGCACGGGUGAUAUCACGCUUGGGUCCUGUGUUCACACGACUCACAACAAGAAGCAUUCAAUGCCAAAACCAUUGGCAUUGGAGUCAAUCAUCGGGAAGCACCAGAAACCUCUUAAUAAUAAGGGCUGCUGUGUCCCGCAUGGCCGUUAUUAUUGGGUUAUGGCAACUCCGCCACUAGCUUCAUCCCAAACUCCUGCGGACUGGAAUCACUGCAGCCCAGAUCCUCCUCUUCUCUUUCAAUUCUCAUUCUCGACUUACGAGGUCCUGACCUCUCCCCCUCCCCUUUCAUUCCCGCCCUAUCCUACCACUUCUCCGAAGGAUUAA
Aspergillus niger is the source of this 555-nucleotide messenger RNA. RefSeq lists its product as hypothetical. NCBI's taxonomy places the organism in Eukaryota, Fungi, Ascomycota, Eurotiomycetes, Eurotiales, Aspergillaceae. Bases 1 to 555 code for a protein of 184 amino acids. The record is from RefSeq and is a predicted model, not a curated record. The transcript has 5 exons.